CGUGGGGCUGCAAUCACCUGAUAGCAAGUAGGACUAAUAAAUGAAAUGGAGGCAUUGGUUACCCAUGGCCCGGUGCCUUUUUGCUUACAAUUUUGCUCAGCUGAACAAAGCUGUUUUCAUACAUGAAGUCCAGAGAAUCAGGCGGGGCGUCAUCUGUAGUUUAACUGCAGCACUGAGCAGGAAAUUAUUUGCCUCGCUUUUCUAGAAACUCGCAGUUUAGUGAAGCAGACCGGACACCUGACCUCCAUUCACUCGCUGUGAAUUCACUGGACAAUUGUCUGCUCUUCUCUCACAUGCACCCCAUCACACAUCAUGUGGACUCUAUACUGCACAGACUGCAUCAAGCACCUCCAUCAGUUAACCUCUUCUUCAACCACCUGGUCGUUGCUUUUGGUUAGCGGUAGGGUUGAAGUUUGUAACAUCUGUAUGCUUGUGCAGCUUAACCCUAAUCCUACUGCUAAAUAACUCUGCGGUGACCUUGGUGGUUUUUAACAGUGCCCUCUCUGUAAAUUCUUGGUUAAAACCGUCGAACAUCAACUAGAACAGUUAACAAAAUGUUUAAAAAAAACAGCUGUUAUGACUUCAUGUCUGAAACAUCUGAGUACUGUGUUAAAGAGGGAUCAGCUGGGGUCGUACUUUUGUGUAGUGUGAAUUUGUACCAUGAGCCGAUGCAGCGACUAAACCAGGCAAAUCAUUAUGAGGCAGUGGCAGCCUUGAAAGUGCAAAGCCUCUUGAGGAAAAUGUGAAAUAUCGAAAGUUAGAAGAAGAGCAGCUCACGUCUGAAAGCAUAGUGAGACAGUGCCCCCUGGAGGUUGGUUACAAUUUGCACAUGGGUAUAACAAAAAGUACCCAGAAGAGGUACUGAUCUUGGCAUGUCCUUGGUUAAUAGAGUAGACAUUUGAAUGUUGCCGCUCUUUCUAAAUGGUGCCGGCAGUAUUAAUCAUUUAAACUAACGUUAUCUUUUAUUCAUUUAAUGCCAGUUAGCUGUUGGGUCUCACACGGCACUGUAUUUCAGCUCUCGAUGUCUCUCUAUGACUGAAAGAUGGAUGGCAGCCCCGCUAAUCAGCACAGUGCUGUACGACUUUGUACUACAGGAACGGUUAUAUGUUGUGUCAGAUCAAACUCUGUUUCACUGGGGCAAUGCAUAAGCACAUUCUGCACAGGCAUGGUUUCACAGGUUUCACAGCCACCUCUGGAUGAAUCUGGGCUUUUAUUUUGAAGGUACAUUUAUUGACUCACCUGUCAAAUCCGUUUUUAAAAAAAUGCUACAAAAAGCUUUACAAGCUCGGUGUUUGCUCAAGGGUUCAAGCCAGAGUCUGUUUUCUGCUACCAGACAGCUCUGAGUUGAUUCAAAAUGCAAACAGUAACUCUAGAUAUAACUCACAAGUAUGCUAAACUACAGAUUUGCUACAGUAAUGAGUAAACACAUGUGGCUGCAGGUGUACAGCUGUUGAUUGGCUCUUUGGACCUCUGGCUUUGCAAAAUCCUCCCACUAAUUUUUGUUAAGGAACUUUUGACUUAUCCUUAUGCAGCAAGUCUGCAAAAAAAAACUGAGCAGAGUUUUACACGGUGUACGGUGUCACACAUUUCAGUGGCAUUUAAAUAAUUUGUUAAUUGGUUCAAAUGGCUCUUUAAUACAAAUACAACAUUUGUAAGAUUAAUGUUUAUAUUCAUCCAUCAGAUUAGUUGACUAGUUGUCUUCUAUUCUCGAGUUUAAUCAACUAGGAAAUCAGUUGCAAGCUGCAGUGCAUGUAUGAAAACGGCUCCAGUGUGACACAGAAAUAACUUAAUAAAAUGUACUGGAAGAGCUGGUAGGGUUACCUGUGAUUGAAGAGGUAUUAAAGUUUUGGUGAAAUCCUGGACCAGCAACUAUGUUAAAACCAACUAAUGUUAACUAAUCUGGGCAUCAACAAAUAACUUGACUAAAGGUUUAUGCCAGCCUAAUAUAAUGUAAGACAGACACUGAUGUAGAUAAUUGUCCUUGUGUUUGCUGAUAUCAGCUGAUACUGAUCUGUGCAUUCGUCCUUAUGAUGUGGGGAAAGUGGGUGUGAAAAACAGCUAUAACACUGGCACCUCUCACCCUUUAGAUGUUAGAGUUAAGGGACUGAUUAAGCGUGAUUUAAUAGCUGUCAAUACGAUAUCAGCUUUUUUAUCAGUAGAGGUUAGCAGUAUUGUUGUGGCAUUUAUGUUUUGUAUUAUUAUUUUGUUUCUAUAACCUCAGCUGUUUAAAAAUCUGGUGAAACAUGAAAGUUACUUGUAUGAAACCUAAAAUUUGAGAUAUUAAGGUAGAUUACAUCUUCAAAUGUUCUGAAGGUAAUGUAGGAGUUUGCCAGUUGAAAUUUAAGUGAAAAUUUGGGCAUUUUAAUUGAUUUUUUUUUUUUUUAAGAAUUCUUAAAGUAGUAAUUUAUGUUUUGUGAAUUCCCAAAAAUCCCAGUGAAAGGUGUAAUCAUUUUUAAAAUAGAAGUCGAAGUGUAAAGUGACUUUCUAAUAACUUUAUAUUUCAGUUCUCUGAGAUAUGUCUAUUUUUCUUGCUCGAAAUUGCAAUUAAAUAACAUUUGCAGUCAAAGCGCUUUGUAUGAGUUUUAUUUUGAAAGUUCUACAGUUGCACUACUUCCAUUUCCUGAAUGAAUGGGGCUAACACAGAGGCAAGUUCUCUGCGCUUGUAGCGAACAGUUUUUAUCCGCAGAGGGAAAAUGUCAGAAAACUUGGUGUUUUAUUCAGAAACAAAGUGUAUCAUGGAGACUGUUAUCCGGGUCGCUGUCGAUGUUAUUGGAAAUUCCAAAGUAGAAAACGACGCAGAGGAACAGACUAUGAACCGUAAGCUGGAUUUUGACAGCACUCUGGAGAUGUUAGCAUGUGAGGCAACAAGAAAGAUCAGCACCGUUUUCUCCCAGGUGUCUUUGCUGCUGCUCGCUGAAAACAGGACUCUGAAGGCCAAAGUGGGACAGCUGGAGAGUGAGCUAAAGACCGUGACUGAAAGCUUUGAAAAUGCCAGAGUGUGGAGAGAGAACGUCCUGAAUGGCUGCCCAGUCCUGUUUAAGCAGAGUGGGCAGGUCUUUACCCUGAAGCCACUGGGGAAGUUAAACAUAAGGACAGAUAAAGUAGCAGAGGGAGGCAGUGGUUCUUCACCAGCUCCUGCUGGAAUUCAAAGAGUCGGUCAUAUAUGUCCUCCUGCUUCUGCAGCUCCUCCAGGGGUGCAGGGUUUCACAGGACCACCACCUCCUGCUGCUGCUGCACGAGUGCAAAGAGUCAACCAGACAUCUGAUGCUGCUGUGCAGAGCGUCUCCACAUCAUCUCCUGCUGCUGAAGUGGAUGGUGGACACGAUGCUGAUUCUUCAGGUUCAGAAGGUGGAGAGGCGAUGGAGGAGCUGAUGGAAGCAGUUUCUUUACCAGACAAUGGACCGGACGCCACAGCAGAUUGUACCUCCGCGGACUCAGCGGAGCCCGAAUACACCGAGAGCCAAAAGCGUCUGGAAGCAGAGGUUUUGAAGAAAGGCAGAGUGUUUGUGUGUGACAUCUGUAACAAGACUUUUAACCGACUCUUCCACCUGAUGAAGCACAUGAACAUCCACAAAGAGCAGCGGCCUUUUACCUGCGACCAGUGCCCGAGAAAGUUCAGGAACGCAGCGACUUUUGAGUACCACCUGCUGCGACACGAAGAGAAGAAGUAUGCCAGCUACGAGUGCGAGCUCUGCCAGAAGAAGUUCAAAACAAAAAUGGGGCUGAAGACGCAUCAGGUGGUGCACACGGAUGAAAGGCCGUUCGCCUGCUCCACCUGCGGGAAGGGCUUCAAGACCAAAUACAGCCUAAAGUCCCACCAGCUCGUGCACACGGCUGAGAAGCCGCACAAAUGCUCCGAGUGUGGAGAGAGCUUCAAAUACGCCUUCACCCUUCAGUGUCACAGAAGCAUCCACACUGGAGAGCACCCGUACAAAUGCACGGUGUGCGGCAAGGUUUUUAUAAAGAGACGAUCGCUCAGGACGCACCAGGCGGUCCACAGAGGGAAGAUGUUUACCUGUGAGACGUGCGGUGCUGGCUUCACCCUGCCUCAGAACCUGAAGAGACACAUGCACAUCCACACGGGCGAGAGGCCUUUCAAAUGUAAGGUGUGCGGGAAGGGUUUCAUUCAGGCCAACAAGCUGAAAGCACACAUGCUCCUUCACGGCGCUUCAAAGCCGUACAUGUGCGACCUGUGUGGGAAGACGUUUCUGUACAACUGCCACCUGAGGAGACACCAGAGCGUAACUCAUGACGAGAAGCACGGGCAGGUCAUGAGGAGACGGGAGCGGGAGCGGGGCAGGCGCAGAGUAAUCUACCGGCAGGAUAGGACGAUAGUGGACGUGACGCCGUUCAGCUGUGGCACCUGUCACAAGGGCUUCGACACUGCGUGUUCCCUGAAGAAACACGAGCUCAUUCACACGGGUCACAUGCAGUACCGCUGCGACCCGUGCGGGAAGUCCUUCUUCUACAAAGCCACCUAUGACUACCACCAGCGGGUCCACUCGGGAGAGAAGCCCUUCGGGUGUGACGUGUGCGGGAAGAGGUUCAUCAUCCGUCAGGCGCUCAAGAUCCAUAAGCUGCAGCACUCUGGAGAAAAGCCGCACAAAUGCGAGCAAUGCGGCAAGGCCUUCCGCAUGUACACGAACUACCAGAGACAUCAGCUGAUCCACACCGGAGAGAAGCCGUAUGAGUGCGAGGUCUGCGGCGUGAGGUUCAGGCAGCUCGGGCACGUCAAGUUUCACAUGCAGACCCACACGGGGGAAAGACCGUACUCCUGCAGCAGCUGUGGACUUGGAUUCUCAGACUCAAGGCUCCUGAAGAAACACAACUGCAGCGAGAAAUUCCAGAAAAUUUUGGGGGACGCACUCACAGCGUCCUGAUGGUGACGACUCGAGCAAACCAGUCAUUGUCCACAGAGCCAGAUGAGUGAUGCAUUCUGGGAGCGUUGCUCAAGGCUGGGCCAUUAUUCAGAUUUGUAUUUUCUUCCAUUUUGCCUUCCAGUGAUUGUGAUAUAGUUGGCAGUCUUUUAGUGAUCUCUCAGCACGACUUAAAAUAUGAAAAUUUUGUAUUUAUACAUAAAUUUUGUAUUUAUACAUUAUAUAUUUAUAUUUUCACCAAGUUUAAAGUCUCAGUUUUCCUACAGUAUUGAAUAAAAUGGUCAAGACAACAAAAAUCUCUCAAUUGACAUUUUUUUUUUAAUUUUGAAAUUAAAAACAGUCUGAUCAGAAGCACAGUCCACCGCCUCUUACCCGUGUUUGCUUAAUAUAGCUUGAUAACAUGGAAUUAUAUAAAUGUUUACAACUCUGUUAACUUCAGAUUGUGAAUACCCUGACUGUUAAAGGCUCAUUUUAACGUUUUAACGUCUCUGCUGAUCGUGGAAUUGUAAGUGUUGUAGUUACUCCCUUUGACCACUGGAGGGAGGUUCAAAGUAAACUCGAUGCUAUACCGUUUCCGUUAGGGCUUUUCGCAAUAAAAUCAAACAUGGUAUGGUAUACGGUAUAUUGAACAAAUCGGAUGGAUACAUUUUUGUUACUAUUUUUUUUAUCCAAAUAACACAAUUCAAAUAAACAAAAUUAGUGUGGCACGUUUCUUGCAAGUUAAUACAGUUAAAGCUGAUAAGAUAAGACAAAUGAUAUACAGUGAUUAGCAUUUAAACUGAAAAGACAAAUUAGAAACGUGAUUUUAUUCUGAAAAGUAUGAACUAGGAAACAGUACUUGGCUUCGUGUUGUGAAUGAUCGGCAUGAGUUUUUUUUUCACCAUAACAACAACAGUGCGGCAGCGCAGAAGUUUCAUGACGCAUUUGUAGAUGCGAAAUAAACAUCACAAUCAGUCAGCAU
Molecule: messenger RNA, 5838 nt
Organism: Haplochromis burtoni (Burton's mouthbrooder)
Lineage: Eukaryota; Metazoa; Chordata; Actinopteri; Cichliformes; Cichlidae
Product: zinc finger protein 708-like
Exons: 4
Coding region: 2694-4880 (728 amino acids)
Biological process (GO): regulation of transcription by RNA polymerase II
Cellular component (GO): nucleus
Molecular function (GO): RNA polymerase II cis-regulatory region sequence-specific DNA binding; DNA-binding transcription activator activity, RNA polymerase II-specific
Source: RefSeq, a predicted model, not a curated record